AUGUAUGAUUCCAUACUUCGAAAAUCUUUCUGCAUUACAGCACUUGCACAAGGCUGCUCAGUUGGGCUUUUCGACGGUGAAGUGCGAUGUUUCGAACGGUCCAUCACAUUGCGCGGUCGAGGUGGUAACUUUCAGUUGGACGGUCACUACUGCUUGUGUGGCGGUAAUCUGUGUAAUCGAAAUUCUAAGAUUUGGAUUCAGCAUGAUCCAAAAAAAUUUUAUGCACAAGGGCAAAAAGCCGGUAGCUGA
Loa loa (African eye worm) is the source of this 249-nucleotide messenger RNA. RefSeq lists its product as hypothetical. Bases 1 to 249 code for a protein of 82 amino acids. The transcript has a single exon. Lineage: Eukaryota; Metazoa; Nematoda; Chromadorea; Rhabditida; Onchocercidae. The record is from RefSeq and is a predicted model, not a curated record.